UAGACAAAACUCUCUGCGAAAGGGAGGCUUUGGAUCUGGUUCCUGGAAGACAGGGAAAGGGGAAACACCUGACCAAUACAGAGCAGACUUUGCGAAAGUCUGGCCGCAUUGCCUCAUCAAAAAAUAGUAAAUGAAAGCCCUCUAUUGGAAUAUUAGAGGGAUAAAGAAGGCUGCUGCAAGGUUAGCUUUGAGGAAUAUUUUAAGGGACAAAAGACCUGAUUUCCUUUGCAUUGCCGAACCUAUGAUUCCCUCUGACGCCUUUCCUACGUUGUUCUUCAACAAGCUGGGUUUUGACCCUGAUUUAAUCCAUAACGAGCGUCUAGGCGGAGUCUCAAAUCUAUGGCUGAUUUGGCGAAGAGGUGUAGCAAAGCCUGUUGUGCUAUCGUCUUCUGAGCAGCAAAUCUCUGUCUCUGUGCAAUGGGCUCAGGAAAUUUUCAUCUUAUCUGUAGUGCAUGCCAAAUGCCUAAGAGCUGCUAGAAGAGAAUUGUGGACCGACUUGGUGGCAACCCAUCCUGGGCUGACUACUCCUUGGAUGAUUUUUGGAGAUUUCAAUGCCACCCUUCUCUCUUCUGAAAAAAGGGGGCCUGGAAUUUUCAACCUGGGAUCAGCGGGAGAUUUUGGCGCAAUGGUGGAUACUUGUUCACUAAUUCAAGUUCCUUCGCAGGGAAGGAAAUUCACAUGGACUAAUAACAGGAGAAGGGGACAUGUCUCUGCAGUGCUCGAUCGAAGCUUUUGCAAUGAGGCCUGGAUUUCUUAUUUUCAAGAAUGUCACCAAUUUGUCUUGCAGAGAGUGGCGUCUGACCAUACUCCCAUUUUGGUGGUGUCUGAAGGCUCUGAAAGACCAAAAAACUGUCCUUUUCGCUUCCAGAGGUUCUGGGCAGACCAUGAGGGUUAUCUAAAUGCAGUUAAGUCCUCCUGGGUGAAUGACAUUCCUGGAUCGCCAAUGAUGGUUAUGGCUCAAAAAUUAAAAAGAUUGAAGGUCUUCCUGCGCUCCUGGGCAAAAGAAAAUUUUCCAAAUUUUAAUUUGGAGAUGAUGGAAGCAAAAAAAUGCAUGGAGGAGAUCCAGACUGAAAUUGACAGAGAUGGGAUAAAUGACUCAAUUUAUGCCAAAGAAGCUGAUGCAAAGACCAGAUAUCUGAAGGCCCUGCAAAAUUAUGAGAAAUUAUGGGCUGAAAAAUCUCGUUCUAGAUGGAGGAAUCAAGGAGAUAGAUGCUCAAAAUUUUUUCACAUCUCAGUGAAGAUUCGGCGAAUGAAGAACUCCAUUAAAUCACUGAAGAUGGUUGAUGGGACCCUGAUCUCUGAUAGAGAGCAGAUCAAGGAAUAUGUUGCGGGUUAUUAUGAGCAUUUUCACAAAGGUACUCCCCUUACCAAUCACAUGGAUUUAUUGCAAUGCAUUCCUAAUGUUUUGGAAGAAUGGGAUAGAGGUCGAUUAGAUGGUAUUCCCUCUGACUCUGAGAUUAAGCAUGCGGUGUGGGAUCUUGAUCCAGAUAGUGCUCCUGGUCCAGAUGGAUUUCCUGGAGCUUUUUAUAAAUCAUGUUGGGACAUCAUAUCUUCAGAUUUGUGCAAUGCUAUCAGAUGGUUUUUCAGAACCGGGUUCAUGCCUUACGGCAUUAAUAAUAAUUUCCUGGCUUUGAUUCCUAAAAUUGAAGGAGCACUAUCCCUAGACAAAUUCAGGCCAUUGUGCAUGGGAAAUUUUUCAUGCAAAAUAAUAUCAAAGAUUCUGGCUAUGCGAUUAUCGUGUGUUCUUCCAAAAAUUAUCUCUGAGGAGCAGGGGGCCUUCCAGAAAGGGAAGAUCAUUCAUUCCAACAUAUCACUUGCCUCAGAGCUGGCAAACAUGAUGUUUGCAUCCACAAGAGGUGGAGGUAUGGGUUUAAAAAUUGAUAUCCAUAAGGCGUUCGACACCAUCUCUUGGAAUUUUAUUUUUCAUGUUCUGAGGAGAUUUGGAUUUUCUGAAAAAUGGAUCUCUUGGAUCCAUCAGAUCCUUGUUUCUGCCAGAAUCUCAGUUCUGUUUAAUGGUGGCCCUGUUGGAUUCUUUGGUGUGGAGAAGGGUCUGAGACAAGGAGAUCCAAUCUCGCCUAUGCUGUUUAUCAUUGCUGAAGAGGUUCUUUGUAGAGGCUUAUCUGAGCUCCUAGCCAAUAACAGCAUUAAAGCUCUAUCGGGUCCGCGUGGGGCGAUUAUCCCUACACAUAUUCUUUUUGCUGAUGAUGUUUUUAUCUUUUCUAAUGCUUCCAUCAGGUAUGUUAAAAAUCUCAAUAAUUUUCUCGCUAAAUAUCAAAGCUUCUCUGGCCAGAAAAUAAAUUUAGACAAAAGCAAGCUUUUCUUGGGAUCUGUUCCUGCCUCUAGGAAGCAAGCCAUUGCAGAAGAGCUUGGUAUCUCCAUUUGUAACUUCCCCACCCGCUAUUUGGGGGUCGAGAUCUUUAAGGGAAGGCUGAAAAAGGAGUCGCUAAUCCCCAUUCUGGAUAAAGUCAAAGGGCGUCUAGCAGGAUGGAAAGGGAAGAUUUUGUCCAUGGCUGGACGAGUGGAAUUGGUCCGCUCAGUGAUCUUGGGAAUGAUGAACCAUAGUUCAGCUGUAUAUUGGUGGCCUUCAUCCCUUAUUGCAAUAAUGGAGAGGUGGAUGAGAAAUUUUAUCUGGACAGGUGAGAUUGAUACUGCAAAAAAAAUAUCAGUCAGAUGGGAUCUUUGUUGCAGGCCUAAGGAUGAAGGUGGUUUGGGACUGAGAAGGCUCAGAGACAUAAACAAAGCCAUGCUCUGUAAUAUGGUCUGGAGGGUCAAGCAUGAGAAUUCCUUAGCAUGCAAAUUCUUAAGGGCGAGAUUUUUGAGGGGUGAUGGUUCCUUCAAAAAGUCCUAUAAGCCUUCAUCGAUUUGGCCAGGCUUUAGGAAGAUGUGGGACUUCAUGACCACCAAAGAAGCCUGGAUGAUUGGAAAUGGGGACAGCAUAAAUUUCUGGUCAGAUAAAUGGUUGGGCGGCAAAUCCAUCCUAGAGCUAGUUGGCCUGGAGGGAGAGUCGAGUCUUCUCUGCAAGGGAAAGGUCAGUGACUUCAUUGACAAUUUUAAAUGGAAAUUGCCAAAUGUUAUCUCCCCUUUGCUGCAUGAUAUUUUUGAGAAAAUUCGAACCAUUAAAAUUCCAUCUUAUCCCUGUGAAGAUAUGUGCCUGUGGAGUCUAUCAUCUGAUGGGAUUUUCAAUUCUAAUUCUGCCUGGGAAGAUAUUAGGAUUCGUAACCCGAAAGUGCCAUGGUUCUCUUUGAUUUGGGGUAAAAAGAUGCAACCCAGGGUGUCUAUCUUUGGUUGGAGAAUGGUGCACGACAAGCUUCCUACAGAUGACGUUAUUCAAAAGAGGGGCAUAGUCCUUGUCUCUAAAUGCAGCUUAUGUGGAAUGGAGGCUGAGACAUCGUCUCAUAUUUUCCUUCAAUGCUCCUACUCCGAAGAAAUAUGGCUCUUUUUUUGUGGAUGCUUCAAUGUGCAAUGGCAGCCUGCUGGAACCAUGGCCGAUUUCCUCACAUGGUGGAGAAGAAAACAGAAAUCAGUUUGCUGCAAAGAGGCAUGGAUCAUGGGGUUACUAACAGUGGCUGAUCACAUUUGGCGCGAAAGAAAUAUGAGAAGGCAUGAUGGCAAGGAACGACCGGCAAGAUACCUGAAGCAGAUGAUUCUAGAGGAUAUUCAGUUUGCUAAGCCAAGCACUAAAGGUGAAGUAAAGACAAUGUCCGAUCUCAUUUGCUGCAGGAAGCUUGGUAUUCCGAUUCAGCGAUCUCCACCAAAAGCAAUCUUAGAGGUUUUCUGGUGUAGACCCGAGGCAAAUUGGAUUAAAUUGAAUUUUGAUGGAAGCUCAAGGGGGAACCCAGGUCGUGCAGGUGCAGGAGGAAUUUUUCGUGAUCACAGGGGAGGCGUUCUUGGCUCCUACAAAAUUUUUAUGGGUGUCUCGGGAGUCUUCGAAGCUGAAAUCGAAGGCCUAAUGGUGGGGCUGAUGCGUGCUAGGGAGAUGGGCAUUCCAUGUCUGUGGGUAGAGACGGAUUCUAGUGCUGUUGCAAUCUCUAUCCAGCAAAAUAAAAUUCCAUGGUUUGCUUUGCAGAGAUGGAUAUUCCUCCAGCCAUAUUUGGAGAGUAUCACAUGGAAAAUAACUCACAACUUCAGAGAAGCGAACUCAAUUGCCGACUACCUGGCUAGAGAUGCGGCGAAGACAGGGAUAUCAGCCAUAAAUGUUGACGUUCCUGCCAACAUUAAGGAUUUCAUCAGAAGAGAUGCUGAUGGCAGACCAAACUAUAGAUUUGAUUAGUGGGAUUCUCUUUCCUCUGCUGAUGGCAAUGCCGAAGGUGGGGGUCAGGGAAUCGAUUUUAUUUUUGAUUCACUCUAUUUUCUCAGUUUGAUGUAGCUCUGUAAUUUCUUCCUUUUUCUUCCAUUUUAAUAUAAUGACUUUCUAGCGAAAAAAAAGAAGAACAGGUGAAUGAGAUAGAGAAAGGAGAGGUAAACGACUGUCAGCCGAUAGACGAAGGAGAGGUGAACGACUGUCAUCCGAUAGAGGAAAUUCGGCUGACUGUUUCAAUCACACUGAUGAUUCGAUAAUUCCGGCAUUGACAUUCAGAACAUAGGUGUUGGGGGUUAUUUCUUUUCCUGCGUUUAUCUUUACAAACCAAUUAUUCUCGUUCCGUCAGAACUCGAUAAGCAUCGGAAUGAUUUCAGCCCAACUAAUGGCGCUUUUAUGGGAAAAGUUGAUGGCUGCGACGCUCCCAAAUCCAACCCCUUAUUGCCAUCUUGCUAACCCUAGCCACUCAGGUAUAUAUUUCUCUUUGUAUGGGUUUCUAUUUUUGUUCUGUUAAAUGUGUUCCUUAAACUUAUUCUUUUACUGUGUGUUUGUGUGUAUGUGUAUGUAUUUAGUCAUGGGAGAUUUAUUUCUGUGGUUAUAUUGUUGGGUGCUUGUGUGAUGGUCUUAACAUAAACAGAUAUAAAAACAAGAUGAAAAAAAUUGUUAUUUCCAGCUCAAGGAAUUCUUAAGAGCUGCUACAGGAUUAAAUUAGUUGAUUUUAUUUAUAGCAGUUACUUAGGCCCCUUUCUUCCCAUGCAAUUCUCUCUUUUACAAAGAAAAUCCCUAACCCAGUUCUACUAAUUUCCACCCUUUCUAUUGUCCUUCGCCUUUGCUUAUGAUAAACAUUUGCUGUUUUUUUUUUCCCUGAGAUUUUAGUAUAUGAUCAUACAAGACUAAGCAUGGUAAUGGGAUUGGGAAGUGGGUUUUUUCCCCUUUCCUUCUCCCUCUAACAGCGUGGCUUACUCUUUAUCGGCCAUUGCUUCUUUGUUUUCUUUCUUGAAAUCUCUCUGUUCGCCUGUGUGUAGCUUCAAACUAUUUUCCCUCCAUGACAAGAACAAGUUGCAAAAAAAGAUCCCUCUCCAUUAUCUUUAGCUAUCCGAAUCUAUCCCCUCCCUCACACCCUCUUUCUUCCACUCUAUACUUCUCUUUGCAGCAAUAAAACCUGAAUGAAUACUCUUGUGUCCUAAGGCUCUGAGAGGCUUCUCUUUUGAAUUUUAGCACCGUUAGAGCUUCACUAGGUGGAAGACUCAUGUGAAGCAAAGUGUUACAUGCAAAUAUCUUCGGUUUAAACAGUUUGAUAAGUAAACUCUCUCCCUGUUAUUGUAAUGGAUGUGGAUGUACGUUAAUGGAACCGAAAGAGAGAAACCAAGUUCUAGGAAUUCAUAGGCUCCUUAGACUAGAUCUUUCUGUGGUUUGUGGGUCCUUUUUCUUCGGGUUAAAGAAGAUAUCAUCUGAAAUGCUUGUCUAUAUGUGGACUCCAAGGGAGAAUAAUUCCCUUCAGCAUCAGCAGCAGGCGAUGGAAGAGGAUUCCGGUAUCAGGUUGGUGCAUCUACUGACGACUUGUGCGGAGUCCAUGCAACAUGGUGAUGUAUCAUUGGCCGGAUUCCUAAUCUAUGAUAUGCAGAUCAUACUGGCUUAGGUGACCCAGAGCUGUGGCAUUGGCAAGGUGGCCAGCAUAUUUCGGGUCGAAUAUGCAUCCAUCAUCCGUGUCAUAUAUGUUCAUGUAUUUUUAAGCUAUUCCAACCACUGCAAUGUAUUUUUUCAUAAACCUAAAUCUUCAAAGCUUUAUUUUGCCAUGUGGCAAACUACGAUAAAACUUACACUUGAUAUGUAAUUAUAAGAUUUAGUAGACUACUUGUCCAUAAAAUGUUUACAAAACAUCAGAUUGAGACCUUGAGGGGUGUUUAGGAUGAUAUAAUGAACCCUCCACUCAUUCAUUGGUCAAA
Messenger RNA from Macadamia integrifolia, 6243 nucleotides. RefSeq lists its product as uncharacterized. The record is from RefSeq and is a predicted model, not a curated record. Gene Ontology annotation, molecular function: RNA-DNA hybrid ribonuclease activity; nucleic acid binding. The transcript is spliced from 3 exons. Bases 131 to 4270 code for a protein of 1379 amino acids. NCBI's taxonomy places the organism in Eukaryota, Viridiplantae, Streptophyta, Magnoliopsida, Proteales, Proteaceae.